UCCUUCCGGCGCACCUCCCGGCGUGCACCGCAGCGGCGGCGGCGGCGGGAGCGGCAAGAUGGCGGACGUGCUGGAUCUGCAUGAGGCGGGGGGAGAGGAUUUCGCCAUGGAUGAGGAUGGCGACGAGAGCAUCCACAAACUGAAGGAGAAGGCCAAGAAGCGGAAGGGCCGAGGCUUCGGCUCAGAGGAGGGCUCCCGGGCGCGGGUGCGUGAGGACUACGACAGCGUGGAGCAGGACGGGGAUGAGCCGGGCCCGCAGCGCUCGGUCGAGGGCUGGAUCCUCUUCGUCACGGGGGUGCACGAGGAGGCCACAGAAGAAGACAUCCACGACAAGUUUGCAGAGUACGGGGAGAUAAAGAACAUCCACCUGAACCUGGACCGGCGGACGGGCUACCUGAAGGGAUACACCCUGGUGGAGUACGAGACCUACAAGGAGGCGCAGGCGGCCAUGGAGGGGCUGAACGGGCAGGAGCUGAUGGGGCAGCCCAUCAGUGUGGAUUGGUGCUUCGUGCGGGGGCCCCCCAAGGGCAAGAGGAGGGGCGGCCGCCGCCGCAGCCGGAGCCCAGACAGGAGACGCCGGUGAUGGCUCCUCAUUCCCAUGGCACAUCCAGACCGGGAGCGCCGGGAGGGGGGUUUGUACCUUGGGGACGGGAACAGGAGCAGCUGGAGGAGGUUUUCCUGGUUUCCAAGGGGACGAGGGAAGGGGGGAAGCCCCCAUUGGGGUUCCUGAACCCCUCAGCCCGGUUCCACCUCCAGCCACAAUGUUUCUAAAGCAUCUUCUUCCCCAAGGGUUCAACCCCGUGGCCUUCAGUGCCCGUUGUGGGAGCUGUAACCGGGCCCCAGCCCUGCUUCAGGGCUGGUUCCACAAUAAACUCUUAGUGCUAAAAA
This is a messenger RNA of Neopsephotus bourkii (Bourke's parrot), 888 nucleotides long. RefSeq names its product RNA binding motif protein 8A (gene RBM8A). Gene Ontology annotation, cellular component: cytoplasm; nucleus; exon-exon junction complex. The coding region runs from base 59 to 583 and encodes 174 amino acids. Gene Ontology annotation, biological process: RNA splicing. Gene Ontology annotation, molecular function: mRNA binding. NCBI's taxonomy places the organism in Eukaryota, Metazoa, Chordata, Aves, Psittaciformes, Psittacidae. The transcript is spliced from 6 exons. The record is from RefSeq and is a predicted model, not a curated record.